This is a messenger RNA of Macrosteles quadrilineatus (aster leafhopper), 1420 nucleotides long. Its product is annotated as enoyl-CoA hydratase domain-containing protein 3, mitochondrial-like. The record is from RefSeq and is a predicted model, not a curated record. Lineage: Eukaryota; Metazoa; Arthropoda; Insecta; Hemiptera; Cicadellidae. Gene Ontology annotation, cellular component: mitochondrion. The transcript has 6 exons. Bases 335 to 1183 code for a protein of 282 amino acids. Gene Ontology annotation, molecular function: hydro-lyase activity.
CCUCAGACAAAACGGUAUGUUUAAGAGUGCGGAGCAUGAAAAUCCCUACAGAUCGUGUUUGAAACGUGAUCGAUAUGCUUGUGAAAUUUGAGGUUCUCGUCAAAAAUUAAACCAAGGAACUUUACAUCUAGGGAGGGGAAAAUAGUGGUAUCAUCAAGAAGAACGUGUAUGUCAGUGUCAGUGGAUGUGCGAUGCUGAGAAAUGCUAAAUUGAAGUAGUGUGGUAUUGUUGGCAUUCAAGAUUGUUAUACUAAACUGCAUUAAAUGUGGCUUUGACAUGUUACAGAGUAUUCAACGUUUAACUGCAGCUCCCCUCUGUUAAAGUACAGUUUGCAAUGUUGGUGAGGAAAUGUUUCAAACAAAUAGUUUCUCUUGCCUCCUAUUCAACUUCCGCAAGUGCUGUGACCACUAAAAUGAUUGAAGAGCGUGGAGUCAGGACGAUUACAUUAAGCAACCCCAAAUCACGGAAUGCCUUGUCUCUCUCCACCAUCAACGAGCUCAUCGGCCAUGUGACAACAGAUGUGGAAGACAUCAAACUAAGGUGCAUUGUAAUCAGAGCUGAAGGACCUGUUUUCUGCUCUGGUCAUAACCUCAAAGAAUUUGACCUCAACUCCACACAACAGCAGCACCAGAGCCUAGUGUUCUCACAAUGUUCUCAGCUGAUGUUGGACAUAGUGUCAUGUCCCGUGCCUGUGGUGGCUGUGGUAGACGGACUGGCCGCAGCAGCUGGGUGUCAGCUGGUAGCUCAGUGUGACAUUGCCAUCUGCACACCUCACAGUUCCUUCUCUACACCAGGAGCUAGUUUUGGAUUAUUCUGCUCGACUCCUGGUAUCCCAGUGGCUCGUAGUGUCAGUCGCAAGAUGGCGUUACGCAUGUUGCUGACAGGGCUCCCAAUCACAGCGGAGGAGGCUUAUCAAGCUGGUCUUGUGAGCAAGGUCGUACCACAGGAGAGUUUGGAAACGGAACUAAAGAUCAUAACAGAUUCCAUUGAGUCUAAAAGUAGGACAGUGAUAUCAUUGGGAAAGAAAUUCUUUUACAAGCAAGUUGAAACCGAUCUUCAAACCGCCUAUAGGAUGGGGGAAGAUGUAAUGGUCAGCAAUAUAGCUCUUGAGGACGGUCAAGAAGGCAUCAAGAGUUUUAUUGAGAAGAGGAAACCUAGUUGGAAACAUGCAUCUGUAAAAUAACUUGCAUGUUUAUAAUAUUGAGAAAAUUAUUACCACUAAGGGAGGAUAGCAUGUGAAUUUUGACUGUGCCUUCAAUAUACUGUAAGUUAGGUAUCUCAUUUCUUUCACAUUUAUUUAAGGAAUGAUAUUUGAUGCUAACAUAAUAUUGAAAAGAAUUUUUUUAAAUACAAUACUUCACAUCUUUUUGUAGGAUAUUGACAACCAUUAUUUUUAAAUAUAAAAAUCUUUACAGGUGUA